AUGAAGCGUCACCUGCGUCGGAGUGCAAUAUCUAAACACUCGACACCUCGGCAAAUACAUGCACUCGUGCGUCAAUAUCGCAAUCGAAGUAUACGUGCACCUACAGGCAAACACAUCUCACUGCAGCAAUCCGGACUCUCUGAUGGUGCGAAACUGCGCUUUCGGCAUAUUCCGCUAGUCCAUCCGCCCAUACAGGCUCAAUGUCGAUACGCGCAUCGCCAGAGCAGGCUCGGGAUAUGUCUUGGCUCCCCCACGCAAGCGGGUAUUUGA
This is a messenger RNA of Trichoderma gamsii, 270 nucleotides long. RefSeq lists its product as hypothetical. Bases 1 to 270 code for a protein of 89 amino acids. The record is from RefSeq and is a predicted model, not a curated record. Lineage: Eukaryota; Fungi; Ascomycota; Sordariomycetes; Hypocreales; Hypocreaceae. The transcript has a single exon.